This is a messenger RNA of Manihot esculenta (cassava), 2481 nucleotides long. RefSeq names its product rhamnogalacturonan I rhamnosyltransferase 1. The transcript has 8 exons. Gene Ontology annotation, cellular component: chloroplast; cytoplasm. Bases 574 to 2091 code for a protein of 505 amino acids. NCBI's taxonomy places the organism in Eukaryota, Viridiplantae, Streptophyta, Magnoliopsida, Malpighiales, Euphorbiaceae. The record is from RefSeq and is a predicted model, not a curated record.
GGUGAGACUCUGGAGAGAAGCACUGGCCCGUGAGAAAAAUGAAACGUCGAUGGAAAAAAUCAUAGGGACAAUCGCAGCCGUCGGAUCUCGAGAAAGUGUUGCCUGACCUGUGGUUGUUUGGCUUCUGAAGUAAAGAUCGAAACAUACAUCCAACCAAACACCUCCGUAUCUAGAAAAUUUUCAGCAAGAUUCCGGUAUAAGUAGAUUUUUUCCUUUAAAUAAAUAAUCGCAUCGACAGUUUUAGCCAUCCCCGAAAAAGAAAAUUAAAUAUUGCCGGAAAGGAAAAAUUAGGAAAAAGAAAAAAAAAAAUUGUGUUUGGUUGGUGAGAUUCAUUCCUCUUUUCAUCCUUUUGUUUCGUUAUUUGACCCCUCGUGAAAUCUAUCACUCACCCUCUGUGAACGGAUUCAAAGGAUUGAAGCGUUAAGGACUAACAUUGAUGGUCGUUGAUAAGCUAAGCUUUUAGAAGUUCUGUAAAUUCUACAAUGUGGAUUUUUUCUCCGAGGUUUUGAUACCUAAAGUCGAUGUGGAGAUCUGUUUGGAUGAACCGGCGAUGAUGAGGAGUGGAGGUGAAAAAUGGAGGUUAGAUCUGAGGGUGUACAAGUGAGGUGCGAGAAGGCUGGGUCAGGGGGUCCUCCUGUAAUCGGUAGGACGCGCCUACAGGUUUGGUUUAUAAGGAUUUGCUCGAGUAUUCUGCUAUGGACUGGUUUGGUUCAGCUGCUAACAGUUGGAGAGCUAUGGCAACCGCACUUUUUCACCAAUAUUACCUAUAAAAUCACCCAGAUCACGCCGUUUCCUGUUAAAGUCCAACUUCAGGCUCAACCGCCUCCUCCGCCACUUCUUCCUGCAAGAAAUUACACAAGUAAUGGUUAUCUUAAGGUGUCUUGCAAUGGGGGCUUGAAUCAAAUGCGUUCUGCGAUCUGCGACAUGGUGGCUGUUGCUCGGCUUUUGAAUCUCACUUUGGUUGUUCCUGAACUUGACAAGACAUCUUUCUGGGCUGACCCUAGUAACUUUGAAGACAUCUUUAAUGUGAAACAUUUUAUUUUCUCACUAAGAGAUGAAGUUCGAAUUGUAAAAAGGGUGCCAAAAAGAUUUAGGAAAUAUGGAUACAAAGUAUUCAAGAUGCCCCCAGUUAGUUGGUCAAAUGAAAAAUAUUACCUACAACAGAUUUUACCACUUUUUGGCAAGUUUAAGGUGUUGCACUUCAACAAAACUGAUGCACGCUUGGCAAACAAUGGGGUCUCACUCGAUCUUCAGAAGCUCAGAUGCCGAGUUAAUUUUCAGGCACUGAAAUUCACCCCACAAAUUGAAAGUUUGGGGCAGAAAUUGAUUCGCAUUCUUCAGGACAGGGGAGCUUUCGUGGCUUUGCAUCUUAGAUAUGAGAUGGACAUGUUGGCUUUCUCAGGUUGUACUCAUGGUUGCACCAAGGAUGAAGCUGAGGAGCUCAAGGUGUUAAGGUAUGCAUACCCUUGGUGGAGGGAGAAAGAGAUAGUGUCUGAAGAGAGGAGGACGCAAGGUUUGUGUCCCUUGACACCUGAAGAGACAGCAUUAGUUUUGCAAGCAUUGGGUUUUGAGAAGGAAACACAGAUAUAUAUUGCAGCUGGUGAGAUAUAUGGUAGUGAACGGAGACUUGCAGCAUUAAGGGCUGCAUUUCCACGGCUUGUGAGAAAGGAAAUGCUGUUAGAUCCAGAGGAGCUGCAACAAUUCCAGAAUCAUUCUUCUCAGAUGGCUGCUCUGGAUUUCAUGGUCUCAGUAGCCAGUAAUACUUUCGUUCCCACUUAUGAUGGAAACAUGGCAAAAGUCGUGGCAGGUCACCGUCGGUAUCUUGGGUUCAAAAAGACAAUUCUACUAGAUCGAAAAAGACUUGUUGAGGUACUGGAUUUGCAUCAAAAUGGGACGCUUUCAUGGAAUGAAUUUGCAGUUGCUGUUCAAGCAGCACAUGAGAAAAGGAUGGGACAGCCAACAGGCCGUAGGGUUAUAUCAGAUAAACCAAAGGAGGAAGAUUAUUUUUAUGCAAACCCUCGAGAGUGCCUUUGCGAGGGAACAAAUUGUGACUACUUGCUAGGCCUUAGUAACUUGAGUUCAGUACAGUGACCACACAAUUCCAAGCAAAAUUCCAGUGUUCCCCUAUUGUUCAAGCUGUGGUGCACAGGCUCUGUGACUUCCGGGAAUGAAAAGCUUUAGAGGACGAAUGUAUACAUAACUUCAGGAGCAUCGUAGGCAGCAGAAGCAAAGAAUCGUAGCCAUUUAAGGCUGUCAAUCUAUUUUUUUUUUUUUUGUUAAUAUAUUUAUUUGAUUUGUUCUACCAGUAAAAAGUUUGUUCAUUAUUUUAUAUAGCCCUACAUUUAGAAAAAACAAAUGUAGCAUUCAUAUUCUUUAAUUCAUAAGAUACCUGAUGGAAUGUGUUAUAUACCGCAGAACUGUGGAGGAAAUAGGGAAAUCAUUAUAAUCUGAAAAAGACACAAACCAAAUAUUUUUGGGUGA